AUGGAGAACGAGACACCUCAUCUUCCUCAAGAAAUUGUCGCAAAUAUUCUUGUACGACUUCCGGUAAAAUCCCUAAUCCGAUUUCAAUGUGUGUGCAAAUAUUGGAAAGAUCUGUUCAAAACCCCAUCUUUCAUAGCAGAACACCUUCACCAUUCUACUCAACAAAACCCUUUACUUGUUUUUGAUUGCUAUAGCUCUAAAUGUGGGAGUAAUAAUGAUAAGAAUAAUCCUUGGCACUUGAGCUCUCUCAAUCGUGAGAUGCAAGUCCUCGAAUUUCAGAACCCACCUAUCGUUGAUCCCUUAAUGAGAUUCUGGAGGAUUGUCCAUUCCAGUAAUGGCUUGUUUUGUCUCGAACUCAUCAUGGCUGAUGAAUCUGAUUCUUUUUGGUUAUGGAAUCCAGCUAUUAGAGAUGUCCGACAGGUGCCCAAAUCUCUUAACCAUUACGAGUGUGAAGAUUUCUCUGUAGGAUUUGGGUUCAGCCUAGUUGUUAAUGAUUACAAGAUUGUGAAACUUUUUAUCAUUAAUCUUUUGGUUUUUCAAGUGGAAGUAUAUGCAUUAACGACAGGGUUUUGGAGAAAAGUUAAAUUUAGGAAUUUAGAGGGCAUAUCUCUGAUGAGUGAUAGUGGUUUCACUUAUAAUGGAUCAAUCUUUUGGGUGGGCUUACAGGUAGGAAUUGAUCCUGGUUUGAUAGUUUCAUUUGAUGUAGCAAUGGAAGUGUUCACAUUGAUACCAUUUCCCACUAAGUCUCUUUUCCUUGAAUCAUAUGGCAUAACGUUUACUAUGUAUGAUAACAAACUUGCUUUGCUUUCUUCCACAUUCAUUGGAAUUCAUGAAUCAUCUUUCAUUGAUUUGUGGGUGAUUGAGGAGUCUACAAAUGAGUCAAGGGAGAGAUGGAUUUGGACUAAAAUAUAUACAAGCAGACCCUAUCCACGCGGGUUAUGUCCAAUGGUUAUUUGGAGAAAUGAAAUUUUUGUAGAUUCGAUUCAAUGCUUGGAAGGGAAUUUGAAGAAGUAG
Messenger RNA from Neltuma alba, 1014 nucleotides. RefSeq names its product F-box/kelch-repeat protein At3g06240-like. Gene Ontology annotation, molecular function: protein binding. Bases 1 to 1014 code for a protein of 337 amino acids. NCBI's taxonomy places the organism in Eukaryota, Viridiplantae, Streptophyta, Magnoliopsida, Fabales, Fabaceae. The transcript has a single exon. The record is from RefSeq and is a predicted model, not a curated record.